AUGAACACCACAGCAUCAUCGACCGCCGAAGGUGGCACUGCAGCGUCGCUUAUCCCGAGCCUCUUCCCGCCCCGGAAGCCGAUGACAGCAGAGCAGAUCGCAGCGGGCGUCGAGGCUGCGCUGACAGUGCAGCGCCGCGCCGUCACGUUCGGCAAGCGGCCCUUUGCGGCGGUGCUCGUCGGUCCCGACAACGAGACAGUGCUGCUUACGCACCAGUCAGUGGAUCAGGUCAACCACGCAGAAAGCUCGCUGGCUCGGUUGGCAUAUCAGCACUACUCGAAAGAUUUUCUCUGGACGUGCACCCUCUUCAGCACUUGGGAGCCGUGUGGAAUGUGUACGGCUACGAUUUACUGGGCGCACAUUGGUCGGAUCGUGUUUGCAGGGAGCAAUGAUCAGCUGUACGAGCUUACGGGCCCUGGAAAUAAGGAGAACUUUACGAUGGAAUGGCAUACUAGAGAUUUCCUUAAGGGCUGCCCUCAGAAGGACGUCGAAGUCAUUGGGCCGUUGGAGACCGAAGGCAAGGUUGUCAUGAAGGAAAGCGACAACUACUGGAGUACGACGAGAAGCGUCCGAAAGUGA
Messenger RNA from Pseudomassariella vexata, 579 nucleotides. Its product is annotated as cytidine deaminase-like protein. Gene Ontology annotation, molecular function: guanosine deaminase activity. Bases 1 to 579 code for a protein of 192 amino acids. The record is from RefSeq and is a predicted model, not a curated record. Gene Ontology annotation, biological process: purine nucleoside catabolic process. The transcript has 3 exons. Lineage: Eukaryota; Fungi; Ascomycota; Sordariomycetes; Amphisphaeriales; Pseudomassariaceae.